Oryzias melastigma (Indian medaka) is the source of this 1803-nucleotide messenger RNA. It is a transcript of the gene adhfe1, whose product is annotated as alcohol dehydrogenase iron containing 1. Gene Ontology annotation, cellular component: mitochondrion. The record is from RefSeq and is a predicted model, not a curated record. The transcript has 14 exons. Lineage: Eukaryota; Metazoa; Chordata; Actinopteri; Beloniformes; Adrianichthyidae. Bases 2 to 1480 code for a protein of 492 amino acids. Gene Ontology annotation, molecular function: alcohol dehydrogenase (NAD+) activity; metal ion binding.
UAUGAAAAGCAGCAGCGGAAGCAGCACCUUCACCUUGGCAUUUCAGGAUUUCAGCAGAUCGAACAGGGUCUGUUUGGACAUGGCGGGUCGUGAUCGGAUCGUUCACCUGCUCAGGCAGCUCGAGCGUGCGGCGUGCAGAUGUCCAGCUCACUCUAACACCUUCCACCAAGGUGCUGGAUCUGCAAACUGCACCGUCAGAACCACUGAUUAUGCCUUUGAGAUGGCGAGUUCCAACAUUCGGUAUGGACCAGGAGUCAGCAAAGAGAUCGGCAUGGACCUCCAGAACCUCGGAGCCUGCAACGUGUGUCUGAUGACAGACAGGAACUUGUCGCUUCUCCCUUCUGUGAAGGCUGUUCUAGAGUCCCUGGCAAAGAACGGAGUCAACUUCAAGGUGUACGACAAUGUGCGUGUAGAGCCCACAGACUCCAGUUUCAAAGACGCAAUCACGUUUGCCAAAAAUGGCUCGUUUGAUGUGUAUGUGGCGGUGGGCGGCGGGUCGGUGAUUGACACCUGUAAAGCGGCCAACCUGUACGCCUGUCACCCCGAAGCCGACUUUCUGGACUUCGUCAACGCUCCAAUCGGCAAAGGGAAGCCCAUCAUGAAUCCACUGAAGCCGCUGAUCGCAGUUCCAACAACUGCUGGCACUGGGAGUGAGACCACUGGAGUCGCCAUCUUUGACUACGAACCCUUGAAAACUAAAACAGGUAUUGCCAGCAGGGCCAUCAGACCCAUGCUGGGCAUUGUGGACCCGACACAUACUCUGAGCAUGCCUGAGAGGGUGGCGGCCAAUAGUGGCUUCGACGUGCUCUGUCACGCUCUGGAGUCGUACACCGCCCUGCCUUAUGACCAGAGAAGCCCCUGCCCGUCCAACCCAAUCCAGCGACCCGCCUACCAGGGGAGCAACCCAAUCAGUGAUGUCUGGUCCCGCCACGCCCUCCACGUGGUUGCCAAGUACAUGAAACGAGCGGUUCGAGACCCGGAGGACCUGGAAGCCCGGUCCAGCAUGCACCUGGCCAGUGUGUUUGCUGGGAUUGGUUUUGGAAAUGCUGGAGUCCAUUUGUGUCAUGGCAUGUCAUACCCCAUCGCUGGAAACGUCAAGACUCACACAGCCAAAGGCUACAGUGUGGAACACCCCCUGGUGCCUCAUGGGCUUUCUGUGGUUCUCACGUCUCCUGCCGUCUUCAGCUUUACUGCACCCAUGUGCCCAGAGCGCCACCUGGAGGCUGCAGAGAUCCUCGGUGCAGAUGUGCGGCAGGUGAAGCGUCAGGACGCGGGCGCCGUUCUGGCUGACACACUUCGCCAGUUCCUGUCAGACCUGCAUGUUGAGGAUGGACUCGGCGCCGUGGGGUACAGCAAAGACGACAUCCCGGCUCUGGUGAAGGGGACCCUCCCACAGGAGCGCGUCACCAAACUUUCUCCUAGAAAGCACACAGAAGAGGACCUGAGCCAGCUCUUUGAAGCUUCCAUGAAGCUCUAUUGAUCUGGCAGCUGACCUAAGACCUCUCCCAUUACAUACGCAAAGAAACAGUGUUUGUAAGCUCAGAAGGUUCAGCAAUUACGGCUGUAUUUUCAUGUUUGUAUGCUUCCAGCUGCAGUACCAGCAGCGGCCACUAGAUGCUGCUGUAAGCUUGCGGUGUCUUCAGGGUUCAGCUUAAUCAGUUAGAACUGUGUAGACAAAAAAAGAAACUUUUUUUUGUGAUUUUUUUUUCCUUAACCAAUACAAAUUUUGACUUUGGCAUUAAAUUCAUGAUUUAUAAAUAAACUAUCCUAAAUCAGUUUUUAAUCGUGAUUUUUUUUUUUUUU